AUGAAGAAUAGCAAGAACGUUACAAAACGUGAAGAGUAUCAAAGGGUAUUUAGUUGCUUUGACAAGAGCCAACAAGGGAAUGUUUCUGUUUCCACCAUCGAACGAUGUGUCGAUGCUAUUAAGUCCGGGGAAAAGGUCGUACCUGAAGAAGAGACAACGGAUACACAUACUCAUAAAUCCUUGGAACUCGAGGAGUUUGUGAAGCUGGUGGAAGAAGGAGACGAGGAAGACAAGGAGAAUGACUUGAAGCAAGCUUUCAAGAUGUAUGAAGAGAGUGAAGGCAUCACCCCUAAAAGUUUAAAGAGGAUGCUUAGUUUGUUGGGGGAAUCCAAAAGCCUUGAAGAAUGCGAGGUUAUGAUUUCGCAAUUUGAUAUUAAUAGCGAUGGAAUUAUUAACUUUGAUGAGUUUAGGGUUAUGAUGCAAUAAUAUGUAGGGAUAUAUUUAUAUACAGUUUUAUAAACGGACUAGCCACCUUUCUUUCUUU
Brassica napus (rape) is the source of this 484-nucleotide messenger RNA. RefSeq names its product probable calcium-binding protein CML40. The coding region runs from base 1 to 426 and encodes 141 amino acids. NCBI's taxonomy places the organism in Eukaryota, Viridiplantae, Streptophyta, Magnoliopsida, Brassicales, Brassicaceae. The transcript has a single exon. The record is from RefSeq and is a predicted model, not a curated record. Gene Ontology annotation, molecular function: enzyme regulator activity; calcium ion binding.